CUUGACAGUUUUAGGUCUUUGACAUUUUCUUGUUGAUGCUAAAUUUUCUAAACAUCGUCUGUAUUCUUUAAACUAAACCUCUGUUUUUAAAGCACAUUUGCAAACGAGAAUUCGUUUUUCCGACUUGGUUGUAAUGAUAUGUGCAUUGUAACGAAUACGUAGUGCUUAAUAGUAUAAUGGAGCGCGGUAAAAUGACUUCUACUGGCCGCGGUGGCAAAAGUAAGGCACCGCAGCACCCUCAGGAUAUUUUUGCGCUUGGUAGCAAAUCCACAGUGGUUGUGAAUAGAGACUCUGAGAAGAGGAAUAUACAUAAACCUUCUACUAGCGGUGUAGAACGAAAAAGAGAGACAACUGGCUUUGGAAGCCAACCUCCAACAAAAAGGUCGAGAAUUGGAUCACCUGCUGAAGCUGUUGGGGGCACGUCGUUAGAGGUGGAUCCUGUUGAUCUUGUCCCUAAUGUACUGCAAGCAUUGGAUACUCAUAACUCAGAUAAACUUCUUGGCCUUUUGACUGGUUCAAUACGUUUGCUUAAAUCUCAAAGAUCGAAACCUGAUCCAAUACUAUGUAUGAGUAUGCUUUAUCUGACAAAGAUACGUCCAAACAUGUUCGCCCAUGAGACUGUGACACAGAGUCUCUGCACCUUACUGAAGAGGGAACAGGGUGCUGCAUUCAAGAGCAAAGGCAACCCACUGGUAUUUGUGCUGGCCUGCAACAUGCUAUAUGCUGGCCAUAAGGACAGUAAUAACUGGCCUGAUACUUUUAUUAAGGUUUACAUUGAAGAUGCUCUGAAUGAACGCUGGUGGGUGGAGUGCUCUUGGUGCAAAUGCCUCGUUGAGAACAUUGUUACAGCUUUUAGCACUAAGCACCCACCUCCUUUCUUGAUCCCUUCUGAUAACACACUUGGUACUAUGUCGCCAUCGGGAUCUGGUUCACCACUAAUGGGAAGUACUGAUGAGGAUCCUGAUAAUACUGAACUUGAGUAUACUGUUUUCCCUAGGUAUUCAAGCAGUUACGAAACAGUAGAAGCGUUAGUGUUGGAAGCUAUUAAGGAACAGAUCCAACGGCGCGCGGCCCCCGACGCCAUACAUCGCGGCUUUCUCAAGCUGCUAGCUGCCACUUGCGGUUUCCCAGAGAUCCGCAUGAUAUCCGCGUCGCGCCUCGAGGCGUGGCUUCACUCGGGCAAGCUAUGGCGCUGCGCCCAGGAGUUGCUCGCCUACGUGUGCUGCAACGCCGACGCCUGCGGGCCCACGGCUGCCAGAGACCAUGAGGUGCUGGCUCAACUGGCUCGAAUGAGGCUGAAGACUAAACCGUUGCAGCAAGCUUACCAGGCCUGUCUCAGGGAGAUGGUAUCAGACAGCCCUGCGCUGUUACGCAGCGUCGUGACGCACACAAUCUACAACGAGUUAUCGAACGUGCGCUCGCCUAACAACAUGGCGGUGCUAGCGGCGCUGAUCCAAGCGCAGCCGCAGUUAGCGCCCGCCGCCAUGGCCGACACGUUCCACGAGCUGCUGCUUCGACCCGAGGACUACCUUCGGUCGCUGCGCGCGCUGGCGAGGGAGUGCGCGCGUGCGGCCCGCGCCGACUCCCAGGCGCUACUGCCGCUGGCGCGAGCUCUGGCCAACGCGCCCCCCCACGACCCGCCCGCGGAGGUGCGGGAACGAGCCUUCUCAUCCCUGGCAGAUCUUUUCUGUUGCUGCUGUCUAGUGACGGCGACUCACAGUAAAUAUUUGCCGGAGUACAAGCAGCAGAUCUGCGGCAUUCAAGGCGCGGCGCUGGGCUGGAUGCUGGAGACAGCCGGCCCCGUGUACAGACCCUCGAGGCAUGACUACCAGCAUGCGUUGAAUAAGAUAAUGUUCGUGGAGAGCGCAGAGGUUUACAGCAAGUGCGACAACUGGCCGCCCGAGAGCGAGCGCACUAUGGCCCACCGCGUGUGCUGCGAGGCGCCCUUACCGCACCAUAACUUGCUGAGGAUCAUAUUCAUCGGAUUGUCCAAGGACAUCCCCGUGGCCCCAGCUGAAGCUUUGGAAUUAGUGGAACAGCUAGUAAGAAGGGCGUGCAGCCUGCCCCCUGAAGACAACCCCCUGGUAGUGGACAAGCUGGAUAUAGCCGACUACAUCUUCCAACUGUGCCAAUUCAACCCGCCCGAGAACAUCACUCUGCCGCCGGGGUACACAGCGCCGGCGCUAGCCAUUACGGGGCUAUACUGGCGAGGAUGGGCGUUACUGUUAAUGCUGGCAGCUCACAACCCUGCCACCUUCGCUGCCCGCGCUGCUGCAGCUUAUCCUACGUUGAGGGCACUCAUAGAGAUGUGCAUUACUACUAAACCGAGCAUAGAGUGGGGCAACAAUGGCACUAACGAGAUGGAGAGGGCGGAAACGGAACGCGCCGCCAUCUUGCAGCUGGAAGCUCAUCUCGCCGCCGCCAGCUGUACCAAACACACUGUGACAGAACACUCGUCGCGAUUGCUGAGCCAGUUGACGACACUCGACCCCUUAGGGCCGGCCCGUAAGCCGCCACAGAGCGUCAUUGAGACGAUACAAGCCCUCAACACCCAGCUGCGGUUGGGCCGCCUGCUAUGUCGGCAGCCUGCGCUUCUACUAGAUCUGGUGGAGCGGCAAGGCACGCGGCGCGCGAUGCCGUGGCUGCACCAGCUGCUGCGGCACGACCAGCUCGAGCUCAGCGUGCUGCCCGUGCAGUGCCUCUGCGAGUUCCUGGCGGCGGGGGCCGGUGGUAGUGGCACGGGAGGCGCUGGUGACGGUAAAGCCGGUGAGCUGUGUCAGCAUUUACGUCGUACCGUGGCCGCGUGUGAGCAAGGCGCUCGUGCAGUACUGCACUACUAUCUGCAGAGACUGUCGCAUCAUCAUGCGGCUACCAGGGCCCAAGCACAGAGGGGCCUGAAGUUGGUGUUGACACAAACCGAUGACACGUCUGAGAUGGACUAUAAUGCUGACGUCGGUCCUGAGGAGUGGUUGGAGCUGGUGUGGGAGCUCCAGCACUGGGCUGCGGUCCGCAGCGAGGUGGCAGCGCGAGUGAGGGCCGCCUGCCUCGUGGAGUGCAUCCCCUCGCACGUGGCCGCGUACGUGGGGUUCCUGGCGCGACACGUGGCCGCGCCGCCCGCCCCCGCGCCGCCCGCCCUCACCGCCCUAGCGCUGGAUCUCUCCCAGCUAGUGAUGGAGCGCACCUGCGUGAUGAGCAGCAUCUUACCGCCCGCGGAGUUGAGGGAACCGCCGCCGCCUCUAGAUGCGCGCGCGCAUCGAACCCUGCACCAUUUGACUUCGAUCUUGCACGCACAUCUGCAGCAGAUUCGCUUGAACGCUGAUGAGGUGGAAAUGGAGGGGGAGGGUGCGGAGGGCGGGGCUGGGGAGGAGGGCGGGGAGGCGUGGGCGGGAGGGGAGCGCAUCUCGCUGCGCUGGCCCAACGGGUCCCACGCCUCCCUUCACGUCGUCAUAGCGCACGCGCACCUCAAGCUGCUGUGCUACGGCCCGUCCGUCUACGACACGAACCAGGAGAUGUACUCGUGGCUGCAGUCGGUGUGGGUGGGCAAGCAGGCGCCGGGGGCCCGGCUGGAGGCGGGCUCGGAGGCCGCGCUGCUGCCUGACUGGCUGCGGCUGCACCUGGUGCGCAGCGCCCGCCCCGCGCUGCUGGACGCCGGCCUGCGAGCGCUGCCCGCCCACAAGCUGGCGCUCUUCAUACAGACCUUCGGCAUGCCCGUACAUUCCAUGUCUGCUUUGCUGAGCGCUUUGGACGCGUGCCCGGCCGGCGCGGUAGUGCGGCUGGGCGUGGAGCGCGCGUACAUGGCGCAAUUAUUACGCGUGCAGCGGGCACGCGGCGCACGAGGUGGCGGGGCCUUCGCGGCUGCGCUGCAGCUGCAGCCGCCCCGGCACCCGCCCGAUGACAUGAUGUUCGCCGAAGAAGAGUUACCCGCCGAAGUGUCGGACCCAUGGGAGGCAGCGGGCGCUUCGCCGGCCCGUACUGCGGCGACACCUGCUCUACUCGCCACCGCGCUACAACCAGGCGGGGACGUAGACCUCGCUCAAUUACUGCCCGCGGUGACUUCAGAAGCGAAGCGUUACCAUGCAUCUAACGGCACAAACGGCCCGUUCCCAUACCUCGAAGCGGUGUACACGUAUCUCUCGCACGCGGGCUCCAGUAUCGCAGCAUCCGGCGCGAGAGGAGUGGCGCUGCUCCGAGCUAUAUUACCUGCCAAGAAUGAUCGACUGUCGGAGAUAGCGGAGUCAUUGCUGGCUCAGUUCAAAUGCGUCCCCGGCCCCAUUACGGAGGUGCUCCGUAGCCUCGCGCGAACUAAAGCCGUGAAACAGGAAACAGUGCCGGACGUGCCUACCAAUGCGACCAGGGAACAACUCAUCGCUGCCCUGGAGAGCGCCACGCCGAGCACACUAGAAGCCAUCGGUAACAAGAUGAUCGACACCUGCAGCACCGCACUGGUGGUCGACGUCAUAUCGCAGGUGCUGGAGAACAACCAGGCCGGCCGCUACGAGACCAAGGUGAAGAGCGAAGAUUCGUUCGUCCAGCGCGGGCAUUUAUUCGCUCGCGGCGGAUUGGGCUGCGGCCUACUGCUGGACUGGCUGUCCGAACUUCAGCAGGAAACUUUGGGAGCUCAGCCCGAGAGACAGAUGCGCCUAAUGUUCCGUCGCGGCUGGGGCGCGUGGCGGCCGCAGUUAGCGACUCAGUUAGCGCACCGCGCCUCCUGGAGGACCCUGCACGCGUGCACCAGUGCCCUACUCGACCCCACAUCGGAGUGGGCCCCCCGUGCCGUGGUGGAGUUCUGCGCGACGUUAGUGGAGUCGCCGCGCGUGUGGCAGGGUCGCGACCGGCAGCCCGCCAAGCACGCGCCAGCCAUAGACACGCUCCGACUCUCAUACUCACAGUUGGACGUGUUGAUCCGCUACGUGGUGGCAGAAGCACGCGAGGCGGAAGCAGAAGCGGGGGGAGGGGAAGCAGGCGUGGAGGCGAUGCGGCGCCGCAUGGAGGCACGACUGCCCCUCGUGCUGCGCUGCUGCCCCUGCCCCGCCGCGCUGCUGCAUGCUGCGCUGCACGAUACUACGCUGCUGCCCAUGCUGUACAUGCAGGUGCCGAAGAUCCAGCAACUGCUAGCUGAAUGUUCAGAGCGUCCCGCGCUAUCGGCGCCGCUGUUACGCGCGCUCCAAUCGUCGAGCACGGGGCGCGUGGCCUCCACCAGCGCCACGGACCGCGUGUCGCACGCGCUGCUCACCGCCCUCGCCGUGCCCCACCACCAGCCCCACGCCGCCAGAGUGGCUCGCCUAGAAGCCGGCAUACGGGGCGUAUGGGCCCGUACUUGGGGCGCCGGAGGGCGCGCGCUGCCCCUGUGCGGGGCUCUACUGCGCGGGGCCCCGCUGUCCAAGCACCACCACCAUCUGCUAGCCGCCAUAGAACUGCUGCCCGAUGAUGAGCUGAUACACAGUGAGGAGAUCCACGGCAUCGUGGACUGCUACCUGAGCGUGUGCAAGCAGGGCCCGGGGUCGGGUGGGGGGCCAGGCCCGGGCUCAGGGUCGGGGUCGGGGCGCGACAACUCCCUGCCGCACCGCGUGGCGGCCCUGCUGCGACGGUACAUGGCGCUGCGGCCCUCCAAGGCCGCGGCCCUACUGCACGCACACAGGGACACUGUCGCGAGUACUCCAGCGCUGAGCGCUUUAAACAGCGCCGAUUGCGGGGCUCCGGCCUCUGCAGCCCCCCCGCCACACGCCCUGUUAGCGCUGCAGCGACGCCUCGCGCCGCCCGACCAGCUGCACUGGAUGCUGCAGGAGAUAGAGGCAUGGGGCUCUCGCCGGGGCGGGGCUUGGGGCGGCCCCACACACGCGGCGUCCCUCCUGAAGGCGUCGGCCCCGCUGGCCGCGUCCCCGCACGGCCCGCUCCGGUCGGCCGCGCACUGCCUGCUCGCCAAGCUGUUGCCCUGCGUCGCUGACCCCACACCAGGUCUAGAAGCGAUCCUGGAGUGUUUAGACUCUAGUCAACCAGAAGUGGCUCAGUCUGCUCUGGACAAGCUGCCCGAGCUUAUCUGCGGCAUGCAGGAGCACGCGGCGCGCCUGCUGGCCCAGGUCUUCCAGCUGGGAGUCAAGUCACGCCAUCCAGUAGAACAGUGCAUUGCUAAAUGCGUCGCAACUAUUAACUUGCAUAGAGGCUGUUAAAAUGCGAACUGUUUAUGAGAAUUUGAAUUUGCAGGAUAUAGGCAUUUACAGUAAUGCCUGUCUUUGUGUACUAUACAACUUUAACAGUUCAACCAAUAUAAUAUAGAUUACUUUUGUUGUAAUAAAAGAAAAAAAACUUUGAUCAUUAAGUUUCCAAGACCGUUACCAUUCGGCAGUGAAACCUGAAAGUUAACUUUCUGAUUGAUGCAGGAGAUUACAGCAGUAUUGUAAAUAUUGUAUAAUAAGAUGUUAAUAAAUUUAUUGAAAAAUAUAUAUGUAGUCUUCUUAUUCAUAAACUCCUGGGUUGUUUGAAUCUCCAAAGUAAAAGUUUAAAUAAUAACACUUUAUAAUUUUUAAUAAAUAAUAUAAUUAAUACUAAACAUUAGUAAAUAUUGUACAAAAUUACAAUAUAAAUUUAUUUUGUUACUUUUAACAUUGCACUAGAAAUUCUAGCAGUCAUAAAUGCUUUUUAAAAAAUGUGCAAAUUUUAUUUAUUUGAAUUCAAAUAAAUACUGUGCAUCUUAAUCUGAGGAAGAACCCGCACUCCAAAAGCAUAGAAAACACUGUCCAUUCACACAACAGUUUGUUAACAUCACUUAUCACCAAUCAUUGGUGCCUAGAUCUGCAAACAGUUUGUCCUUAAUCUUUGGUUUGGGAUCAUCCUUAAUUUUUGUGUCUACAGCUUCAACUUGCCCAAGCAUAUAUUCAAAC
Chilo suppressalis (striped riceborer) is the source of this 6878-nucleotide messenger RNA. The record is from the annotation of a GenBank genome assembly. NCBI's taxonomy places the organism in Eukaryota, Metazoa, Arthropoda, Insecta, Lepidoptera, Crambidae.